Molecule: messenger RNA, 247 nt
Organism: Rubroshorea leprosula
Lineage: Eukaryota; Viridiplantae; Streptophyta; Magnoliopsida; Malvales; Dipterocarpaceae
Source: the annotation of a GenBank genome assembly
GAGUUGGGUAUAACAUCUGAUGAGGCAUUAAGCUUAUGGGAAUUACCUAAGCAAGCCAUUGUGCUCAGACUGGGGGGGGUGGGGGACGGCGUGGUUCCUAAUCUGUCUGCUGUAUUCUCUUAGUCUGCUGAGCAUGUUCAUUAUUCAUUUGAUAACUAUUAUUGACGUACAUUGCUGUGGAGUUUGCUUCAAUAUGGAAAGGAAUAGGUGCUACUGUCAAUCUCCUUUUCAGGAAGGAACUUCCAUU